CAAACUGAGUGGAAAGACAAGUAUAAAGAGUGCUGGUAAUGGCAUCUCUAUUUGGCAGUUUUUCACCUGCCUACCUUACCUUUUCGACCAGAGCAUAACUUUCAGACGGUAAAGACUCGAUUCUUUUCUGUCUUCUGAAUAUAACGAGUAGCUAGCAUAGCACUUGGGAAUUUCUUGAUAAAAUUUAAAAUAUGUUUUUAAUUCUUUUUUUAGGGAGUCUAUCUAAUCAUCUGUCUGUCAUCUAUCUUCUAUCAUCUCUAUCCAUCCAUCCAUCCUCCUGAAGUUGAAAGGGCUUUUCAGUGCUCCCAUCUCUACUGUUCACUGACUUUCCAUUUGAAUAGAGGCCCUUCUCCAUCUGCAGAGACUAGACAGAGCUUUCUCUGUCUAGGUUGAAACGAGGAACAUUCUACAGCAGUCUCUCACCAGCCAGCCCCAAAUUGGUAAAGGAGGGGACAGCUGUGUCCUGACUCAAGUGAGGUUUAGGGGCUCACAGAGCUGGUGCCCUCAAGUCAACAUCUGGCUGCAGAAGUUCAGCAUUCUCGACCUGGAUCUCUGGUCCUGGUUCUAUGAGCUACUGUGACCCUUGAGCAAACCACACACCCUCUGUACACCUUAGUGUUUACAUGUGCACCAUGUGGACAAUCGCACAGCCCCCACCGCUGUUUGGAGAGCAUUGGGCAGACCCACUCCAGCAUUUCUCCUUGUCACAGUGAGGAAAUUAAAAGUUAAAGGAUGAUCAGAAUGCAGACGAUAGAAAUGGAGGGAUGUAAAAUGAAGGCAAGGCUAAUACAGCAGACUGGGAAAAAUGGGUUGGUAAUAGGAACAGGAACACAUACACAUUUUUGACAGACAACUGAAUAGAAAAGAGGACAAAACAUUUAUACAGGGACUUCAUAAAGAAGAUAUCUAAAGGGCCAAUAAACAUGUGAGAAGGUGCUUAAUGUUGGUGGUCAUCAGGGAAAUGCCAAUUAAAAUCACAACAAGAUACCCCUGCAACCACCAACAUGGCUCACCUGAAAAAGACUGAUAACACCAAAUGUUGGUGAGGAUGAGGAGCCACGGGAACUCUCAUCCACUGUCGGGAGUAUUAAGAGCAGCUACUUUAGCAAGCUGUUUGCCAGGACCUGCUAAAGCCAAACACGUGUAGAACCUGUGACUCACCAGUUCCACUGCUAGCUGCACACUCAGCAAAAUGUGUGUUUGUUUCACCAAAGACAUAUGAAAGAGCAUGCAGAGCAGAACUUUAUAGACUAUCCUCAAACCGGAAACAAACGUUCAUCAACAGCAGGGUGGAUAAAUAGAUGGUGGCGCAUUUGUACAAUGGAAUACCGUACGGCAAUGAGAAUGAGCAAACUAUGCUACACCUGACAGUGUGGGCGAGUCUCCCAAUGUUGAGCCAGAGAAGCUAUAUGUGCAAAAUUACACGUAGACAUAGUGCACGAUUUCAUUGGUUUGCAGUGCAGAAGCAGCCAAAGCUGAGUUGUGAUUUUAUAAGUUAGGAGAGUGGUUACCCUUAGUGGAGGCAGAGGUUGCAGUGGGCAAAGGAGAGCUUCUAAGGGGCCGGUGAGGUGUGUUUCCUAAUCUGGGUGCUUAUCACACAGAUGUUCAUGUUGUAAAAAUCGUCAAGCUGUAUUUUGAUGAUUUGUGCACAUUUUUGCACGAAUGUGUUGUGAUUUUGAAAUAGCUGUGAGUUCUUCGAUGUUCCUCCUAUGGAGAGGUGGGAUUUAUGUCCCCUUCUUUUCAUUCUGGGUGGGCUCAUGACUCGCUUGUAACCCACAGGAGGCUCUGGAAGUGAGGCUGCCACACUUCCAAGGCCGGGUCAGGAAAGGUGAGGCAGUGCUUUGAAGUGCAUGUACUAACAGAAAAUCUGAGGUUCAGCAAAGCCAAGAUCAGGAGAUGACUGCCGUUGAAAAUGAGAGUGUCUUCCUCACAGAGCCCAAGAGGGGGUACACCACACCACAGAGGGCCACAGGGGGAAGCACUGGGGUGGGUCAGGAGACAGAGGGAGAGGGGCAGAAAUGUGGGCAAGAGCCUUUAUUGUGGUUUCUGUGGGAAGAAACAGCCGAGGCAGGGGAGUCAGGCUUCGGAUUGGCUAGUUUGAAUCAUCUCAGUGGGCUCUGGGGCAUACGGGCUGCCCCUAGUUGUCUGGUAUCUGGCUCUGGGCUGAUUAGGGCAGGUGGACAGUGGCCCAGAGUGUGAGGCCCUGAUAAAGGAGUGGUUGGACUGUGGCUCUGGAAUGGUUGGUUUGCAUUUGAAAGUACACUCAAAGGAACUGGCUAACCCAGGGAGGGGCAGUGCCUCCAGGGUCAGCAAGGCCCCAAGAUGUCAAAGCAUCAGAAUGCAGAAAAUGAAAGGCGUGGUUAAUACACGGAGCUUCUCUCCAGUUUCUGGGAUACUUCCUUUUGGUGCCUGAAGCAGCUGUGUAAGAAAUCUAAUCACCUACAGGCCUCCAUGCUGUGAGGAGCCCCAAGUCUCAUGAGGAGCCCCUGCUGAGGCUCCAGCCAAAAGCCAGCCUCAACCACCACACAUGUGAGUGGUCACCUCCAGAUGGUUCUAGUCCCUGUCACUGAGUAACCCCCCAGCUGCUGACUCUUCCAGCUGAGGCUCCCAACAGUGGGAAGCAGAGAAAAGCCAUUCCCACUGUGUCCUGUUCAAAACCUGACCACGAGCAUAAGAAGGUAUGUUUUAAGUUGCUAAGUUUUGGGGGUCAAUUUGUUACACAGCAGUAGUAACUGGAACAGUAUGUUACGCUUCAAUGUCGUGUUUACUUAAAAAGGUAUGUUUUUCACGUGCAUGUUGCCUCAGUAAAGUAUGAAUUAUUGCUAUAAAGAGGCAUAACCCCACAGAGUCAUAUUACAUUUUAAAUUUUUUAUCUCCCCAAGGACCUCUAUGACAUGGCUUCCAGCAUGGCUGACCCAAACAGCAUCCCCUACAAUGCCAACUUCUGCCUUCCUCACCACCCACCCCGGGCGGCCAGUGUGACACUCUCUCUGUUCUACACAGCCCUCUUGGUCUUCAGCACCCUGGGAAACAUCCUUGCCCUCUACCUUGCCUGUCAAAAGGACAAGAUCAAUUCAACAGGUGUCUACUUGGUCCACCUGGCAGUGUCCGACCUCCUGUUCGCCCUGGCCCUGCCUGGAAAGAUCACCUAUUAUGCGCUGGACUUCAGCUGGCCUUUUGGUGAGGCGCUUUGCAGGCUGACAGCGUUCAUAUUCUAUGUGAACACUUACGGGGGCAUCUACCUCAUGACGUGCGUGAGCGUGGACCGUUACCUGGCUGUGGUCCGCACCCAGCAGUGCCCCCGGCUCCGCAGUGCCGGCCGAGCAAGGCUGGUCUGUGUGGCUGUGUGGGCCCUGGCAUUUUUGCAGACGGCACCCCUGCUUUUGCAGAGGGCUUUCAAACUGUCCCUUCAGCUCACCGUGUCUCUCAUGAACAUGAACUGUGGCAUUGACCCUAUCAUUUACUUCUUUGCAUCUGCACGUUACAGGAAAUGGCUCCUGGGCAUUUUAAAAUUCAGAGCAUCAGCAUCCUCCUCCUCCUCCUCCCUGGGAAAAGCUUCCUCAGAAACACAAAGUGUCAACCAGACCGGUGGCUCUGUGCCCUUCCAGGACAAUCAGGUCUAAUGGGCCACUGGCUUUAAGAUUGAUCUAGGGAGCACUCCAGGGUUGGGGGCCUGAAGCUUAUACAAUUUCGGGGUGAGCUCUU
Equus quagga is the source of this 3705-nucleotide messenger RNA. Its product is annotated as G-protein coupled receptor 183-like. The transcript has 2 exons. Gene Ontology annotation, molecular function: oxysterol binding; G protein-coupled receptor activity. Gene Ontology annotation, biological process: G protein-coupled receptor signaling pathway. Bases 2895 to 3623 code for a protein of 242 amino acids. Gene Ontology annotation, cellular component: membrane. NCBI's taxonomy places the organism in Eukaryota, Metazoa, Chordata, Mammalia, Perissodactyla, Equidae. The record is from RefSeq and is a predicted model, not a curated record.